UCGCCUAGUAUCCCGACCCUGCUUGGUUGAACACUGCACUAGCUCUUGUCUGUAUUGGCCGGUCCUAUACUUCACCAUGACGAAACAAGACGUUCAAUUGUCCGUUUCCACGAACGGUCUCGCGAUCGAUGAUUCGGCCCCUUCGAGUGAUAUUUCUGCGCCACCUAAUACACCGGUCUCGGCCAUUUUCGAGCUCAGUGACUCUCCCUACGAUUCGGAUAAGUUUGACCUGUCAGGCAAGCUCGGAACUAUGACACCUCCCACGUCGGUAUACGAUGUGACGAAUCAGUUUGAAGGCAACCUAUCGGACUCUUCUCUCGAGGACGGACCGAACUCCCUUCAAGAGAUCAUGCUUAGCUUGAGUUACUUACGCGGCGACAAUGUGGAUUCCGAGGACUCCUUUUUGGACGACUACGACUACGCAGAGAACACAUCUUCAUCAAUCGAAGAGCCCAGCCAUCUGAUCCAGGAAACCGUGUUCACUCACCCGACUCACGUCGUCACUCGCACCGUACUCCGCCCAAACCAGUUCGUUCCCUCGUCUUGCCCUGAGAGUCCUGUCUCUGCUAGUCCAGCUAGGCCAAGCACCCCGAUCGAAGGAUCCAUGUCUGAUAUGUCUGCGUCUGAUGACUUUAUCAACAGGCUCGUGUAUAAGCUGUCUUUCGAAGAGGAUGUGGAAUAUCGCGAAUACCAAUGGCUCUUGGAGCAAUUUGGUAAGACAGAGGUUUACGUCAGUACGGAGGUCAAACUUGAAGGCGUCGACUUCAAGGCCAAAGGCGCGGAUAUCAAGGGCAAAGGUAUUGACUUUGCAUGCAGCUCUAGGCCACGCGUCUUCACCUUGCCUCCGCGGGCGUAAGGGCACAACUUCCUUGAGUUUAUUUUUCUUGUUCAUUUUCUCGGGUCUUCUCCGCAGUGUGCUAUAUUUUCAAGUGUUCUUAAUAUGUAUGUUAGUUGU
This is a messenger RNA of Somion occarium, 955 nucleotides long. NCBI's taxonomy places the organism in Eukaryota, Fungi, Basidiomycota, Agaricomycetes, Polyporales, Cerrenaceae. The record is from the annotation of a GenBank genome assembly.